CUUCACAAUGACAUGACCACAGUUGAAGAUGUGAACGUAAAGAGCAUCGGGCUGUGACACUUGAUAGAACGGGACAUUCCUCCGAAGAAAAGGAAAAAUGGCAAGUGAUUACAGUGAACAAAUCUCGGACGAGGAUAAGGUCCGAAUUGCAUCUAACUUCAUCUUGUACUCUCCACCUGGGGAAUUCAACGAAGUUUUUAAUGAUGUGCGGGUGCUGGUGCAAAAUGAUGGUCUGUUGAAGGAAGGAGUUGCCCGUGCUAUUGCUGACUACAAUAAAGACCAGCUUACACCCGUCAGAUUGGAGGGACAGACACACUAUGCCUUGGUCACUGAACACAAUGACCUUGGUUCUGGUCGCUUCUUGGAUCCUAAAGCUAAACUAUCAUUCAAGUUUGAUCACCUAAAGAAAGAAGCCCUGGAUUUGAAGCCCAAUGAUGGAGAGCCGUCAACUGAGGUGUGGCGCAGCGCAAUAGAGUCGCAGCUCUGCUCCUACGUGGCGUCCCAUUACCCUCACGGUGUCAGCGCCGUGUAUGCCAGAAACCAAGGCUCAGCCCUCACCCUGGUCUGCUGCAUAGAAGAUCAUCAAUUCCAACCAAAGAAUUUCUGGAAUGGACGGUGGCGGAGCGUGUGGACCGUGAACAUGGUGGGGGGCAGCACGGCUGAGGUGCGGGGGCUGCUCAAGGUGCAGGUGCACUACUAUGAAGAUGGCAACGUGCAGCUCGUCACAAGCAAAGACAUCAAGGAGACCAUCACCAUUGCAGGCGAGGAAGAGACGGCCAGAGAGUUGGUGCAGCUCAUCGAGAACUCUGAGAACGACUACCAAACUGCGAUCAGUGAGAACUACCAGACGAUGAGCGAGACCACCUUCAAAGCCUUACGUCGACAGCUGCCGGUCACGCGCACCAAGAUUGACUGGGGUAAAAUUGUCGCUUACAGCGUCGGCAAAGAGCUCAAAAAACAAUAGUGAUGCACACGCAGUGCCAAUGUUAAUAGAACUUGAGAUCAGUUUGGAAAACGUCUCUGCAAUGAAUUACCUACUUCUUCAGUAUAUUUGAGAGGUUCACAGAUAUCUACAAGUUAUUUGUAGUACUCGGUUUUCCAAGAGUUCUCAGCUAAAAGUGACGUUACAUUGAAAAUUAGAGUGCAUGGGUGACAAGUUUUGUUUUGAUGAACUUCUUGUUGGAAAAUUACCUAUUUUACAAUAUUGACAAAUUGCAAAUAGAAGUAACAUUGCCACUGAAAUUGCAAACAAUUUCAGUGGCAUCAACUCGAGUCAACUUCAUUAUACGAGCAAGCAGUCUCGCGGACUGCAUAAUUGUACACCGUUACAAUCGUACCUAGUUUAUAUACGAUUGUUCGUAUCCAGUCCCACGGGAGUUAAUGAGAUACUCGUUUUUCCUCAAAAUGGUGAACCCAUCAUUAGCAUUCCUCUGUUGACACCACGAAUUUAAAUUGAAUUCACUGGAGCUUCACUCGGCUCACUACGUGAAGAGAGGUCUAUAGCAUUUGAUGAUAAAUGUAAACUAUGAUUGACUUUGCAGUAAACAUGGUUACAUUUAAUCAGUCUAAGUGUGAAAAUUGCUAUACAAAAUUGUGAGUGCGCUGCUCUGACAAAAAAAAAACUAAAAAAGUUUCAUGUGUUAUCGUGUAAAAUGCAGGGAUUGUCAUGAGUAAUGUUACAAAAUCUUUUUGAGAACAAUCUUGCCUGUUUUUGUUGAUGUUUUAUUGGAUGUCUAUGAAGAUUCCGGGAUAUCAUGUGUAAAAUUAUUUAUGGUGCAAAUAAGGGCUUGAUAUUUUGGAGCUCUGUCUGAAGAAACAUAUAACUACCCGUUGGCUUGAGCUUUCACAUAUUUUUUACGCCAGUACACGCACAUUAGGGUUUUCUGGAUGUUUGGUGCACGAAUGUCGCCGGGAGUGCGUGGAAUAUAGCGCCCAUAAAAUGCGUGGAAUUAAAAAAAAAUUCUGUUAGUGCUCAUCAUUCAAUUGAGUUAUCUGUUCAUGAAGGUAAUUUGGUUGCUCACAAGAGCUUCUGAAGGUGAUGCCUAACUCUUUACGGACAAUUUGAGCCCAAUUGAAUGUUGUUCAUUCUGGUCUUUAUUCUCUUUGUUCAUUUUAUGCUACUCAAUAGCAUGAAAUCUUAAGAGCGAAUGAAUAUUUUCAUUCAUCACUCAUAUGAAAAUUGGAACAAAUUUGUCUUUCUUUCAUACGAAAGCGUCAUAUUUCAUGCUGAUGUAUUCUAACAAAAUGCAGUGUGUUGUCAUGACUGUGAACUUGAAUUUCUAUGACCCUUUUAAAGUAGACUUUCAGUUCUGUAUUAUAGUCCCCUAAGAAUCACUCAAGUGAAUCCCAUGAUAUCGCCUUGUGAUUCUCUAUCCCUUAUUCCUUUUUAUGUUGACUGAAACUUGGCCGUAUAGUUAUUGCUGAUAUAGAAUUGAGUCUAUCUUAAUCCUCUGCGAAUCAAUACAAGAUAAUUGUUGAGUUCACAAAUUACGAACUUCACUGUAUUGAACGUGGUCUUGAAUAGACUAGAAGCGCCUUAUUUCGAGCCCUCACUGAGUGAUGAGUUUAAUGAAUAUCAAGGUUGUUGUCUUCACUUGUUGUAUCAUUGCAUGAUGAUUCUUCCAAGCACAACAACCAUCAUGCAAGUAGUGGUUCGUGACCUUGAACGUUUCGUGGGCGUACUUCUACGCAGCCGCUCACUCCGCUUUUCGUUGCGGAUAAAAAGUUAAUACUGCGAUAAAGAGAUAUAUAUUUAUUAAUGAUGCUAAUAUUUCUAUUACCAUUGCGAUUUUCCUACUUAAUUCCUUUCUAUUUUAAGGUGGAGUUUGUAAGUUAUAGAACGCUUGAUUUUCUUGAUUAUCACAACUUGGCUUAAGUGUUCUCCUUCGCGUGUGCUUCUUGGUACUUUCUUGUUCCACGAUAUUGGUUCGACUGAUUUCCUGAACUUUUCCUCACCAAUGCUUUAUUGUUCUGUCGUCGACGUAUGAUUACGAGUUUCUAAGCUUGUUGUUGCUGUUUCAUUAUUCGUAGGUUGUCCAUUGUUAUUUUUAUUCUGUUUAAUAUCUACUAGCUGAACUGGAGUUUUCCAGCUGCUUACACAGUCACGCAGUCGAGCCCAUUAUUUGGUGUAGAAUGCAAUUUUGUUGCGUGUAUAUCGUGAGGUAAAAUGAAAAAUCUAUUGCAAGCAUUACAUUUUUUCAUUAGAUUUUUUCUACACGGCGAAUAUUCUGGGCCAUUAUCCUACAAUGCGCUUUUAUAUUUUACAAAUUAUAUGUAUUUGUUGUACAUGACGAUGACUAGGACGAAGAACUGUCCCCCGUUAGACAUCCCAACGUAUUUGAUUAUUCAUUAUGCACACAUCGGACCUCGGGAUAAUUCAUCCCCGCGUGCUGAAUCGUAUUUUUUACCUCGUAAUAUCUUAGUGGAAUAAUGAAAGCAUGAGGUUGUCGAUCAGCUUCCAGGUUAAUAUUGCAAUUUUAUUAAUUGUUGCCUUAAAUUUCUGAAAGUAAUAACUUUUCUAAUGUGCUCCGGAGAUUUCAGUCACGAAUUUUAUUAUGAAUAAACGUGAUCUCAACAAACUUUAUCUUCUUUGCUUUGCCUGAUCUCUUCAAUAUUUUUUGUUGUCACAGGGUUGUGUUAGAUUUCAUCCUCUGGACUCUCGUUGCUACAUUAAACUGAAAAUUGCCACACGAUCUUCCUCUGUCUUUGAGCUCCUAUUCCUACCUUUCAUUGCGCUUUUGACGAGGUCCUUCUAACAAUGCUGACGAAAUUGUGUAGCGCGCAUUAAGCCAUCCAGUUACCUACUUACGUUCUUACAAUGCUAUGUCGGCUUAACUUCAUCUCUAGACAGCCAGUAUUCGGCCUGUCUAUGUCAGGAAAAGUUUGUUCUAUUCUGAAUCAUAUAAAUUCGGCAACCAGCUUCUUGCUGCAAACCACGUUCCUGCUUCUGUCAAAGGUAUCUCAACUCGCUUCAACUGUACCCAAGUAAUGAACAUUUUGUUACUGCACCGUAGAUCAACUCCUCGGAGCGUAACGUGUCGGCCCUCGCGACUAACAUUGAUUUCGCUAAAAUUUUAUAUCCAAAAAUUUUACUCUUGGAAUUGAUAUGUCAGGUAAUAAUUUGGAAUUACUGUGUACACUGCAAUUUUCGACGAUGUUUUCGUUUCAAGUCGACUCGUGGGACAAGUUUGUUUUUGACGAUUAGUUGGCCUGUAAAUUCGCUUGAUUUAGGUAAUGUAACGAUAACUACGGAAUUCAAAUAUAAACUUUCAUA
Messenger RNA from Hyalella azteca, 4273 nucleotides. It is a transcript of the gene cpa, whose product is annotated as F-actin-capping protein subunit alpha. Gene Ontology annotation, cellular component: actin cortical patch; F-actin capping protein complex. The record is from RefSeq and is a predicted model, not a curated record. Gene Ontology annotation, biological process: actin cytoskeleton organization; barbed-end actin filament capping. Bases 98 to 964 code for a protein of 288 amino acids. Lineage: Eukaryota; Metazoa; Arthropoda; Malacostraca; Amphipoda; Hyalellidae. Gene Ontology annotation, molecular function: actin filament binding. The transcript has 6 exons.